Molecule: messenger RNA, 666 nt
Organism: Suricata suricatta (meerkat)
Lineage: Eukaryota; Metazoa; Chordata; Mammalia; Carnivora; Herpestidae
Gene: BCL7C
Product: BAF chromatin remodeling complex subunit BCL7C
Exons: 6
Coding region: 6-596 (196 amino acids)
Source: RefSeq, a predicted model, not a curated record
AGGUGAUGGCGACCAUCGAGAAGGUCCGGAGAUGGGAGAAGCGCUGGGUGACUGUGGGCGACACUUCCCUUCGUAUCUUCAAGUGGGUGCCAGUGGUGGACCCCCAGGAGGAGGAGCGGCGGAGGGCAGGUGGUGGGGCAGAGAGAUCUCGAGGCCGGGAGCGGCGGGGCAGGGGCGUCAGUCCCCGAGGGGGUGGCCCUCUCAUCCUGCUGGAUCUCAAUGAUGAGAACAGUAACCAGAGUUUCCAUUCGGAAGGCUCCCUGCAAAAGGGCACUGAGCCCAGCCCUGGGGGCACCCCUCAGCCCAGCCGCCCUGUGUCACCUGCUGGACCACCAGAAGGGGUCCCAGAGGAUACUCAGCCCCCACGGCUGGGCCAAGAAAGAGAUCCUGGGGGCAUAACAGCAGGCAGCACCGAUGAACCCCCAAUGCUGACCAAGGAGGAGCCUGUUCCAGAAUUGCUGGAGGCUGAGGCCCCCGAAGCUUACCCCGUCUUUGAGCCAGUGCCACCUGUCCCCGAGGCAGCCCAGGGUGACACAGAGGACUCGGAGGGCGCCCCCCCACUCAAGCGCAUCUGCCCAAAUGCCCCUGACCCCUGAGAAGCCGGCCUGCCUGUCCUGUCGCCCCAGGGGCCCCUUUGGCUUUUUACAAAUAAAGACCCUUUUGUAA